This is a messenger RNA of Oryzias latipes (Japanese medaka), 3713 nucleotides long. RefSeq names its product clathrin interactor 1. Gene Ontology annotation, biological process: endocytosis. Gene Ontology annotation, molecular function: phospholipid binding; clathrin binding. Lineage: Eukaryota; Metazoa; Chordata; Actinopteri; Beloniformes; Adrianichthyidae. The record is from RefSeq and is a predicted model, not a curated record. Gene Ontology annotation, cellular component: plasma membrane; clathrin vesicle coat; endosome.
GGACGUUUCCGUAGCAACCGGGGCCGGUCCGUCACUCGCAGCAGCAGUCGUAGUACCGCGACGCUCAUCGGAACAGUGGAGUGAUUAUCGUCGGGAACCCAGACCACCUCUGGCCUGUGGGCUCUAGAGACACGAGCGGCGACGCUGUAUCGAGGUGGCGGGCAGAUCCGUGAGGAGGAGAUGCUAAACAUGUGGAAAGUCCGGGAGCUUGUGGACAAAGCCACCAAUGUGGUAAUGAACUACUCAGAGAUCGAGUCGAAGGUCAGAGAAGCCACCAACGAUGACCCCUGGGGACCUUCUGGACAACUAAUGGGAGAGAUAGCCAAAUCUACAUUUAUGUAUGAACAGUUUCCAGAAGUAAUGAACAUGUUGUGGACCAGGAUGCUAAAGGACAACAAGAAGAACUGGAGACGAGUCUACAAGGCAUUAUUGCUGCUGGCUUAUCUAAUCAGGAACGGCUCUGAGAGAGUUGUAACAAGUUCCAGAGAACACAUUUAUGAUCUGCGGUCUCUAGAAAACUACAAUUUCAUAGAUGAGAACGGAAAGGAUCAGGGUAUCAAUGUGCGUCAGAAAGUAAAGGAGAUGGUGGAGUUUAUUCAGGACGAUGACAGGCUCAGAGAGGAGAGGAAGAAAGCCAAGAAGAACAAGGAUAAAUACAUUGGUGUCUCUUCUAACACUAUGGGAGGAGGAGGAGAAGAAGGAGGCAACUUCAAGAACUCUAAUGAACUGGAUCGAAGUAAAUGGGAUGAGGACUGGGACAAGAGCAGAGGCACCUUUCCCUUCAGUGAGAAGCUGGGAGAGAUCAGUGAUAAGAUAGGCAGCACGAUCGACGACACUCUAAAUAAGUUCAGGAAGAAGGAACGAGACGACUCGCCAGACAGAAACAGUGACAACGAGGAAGACCGAGCAUCAAGAAAUGGAAAGCAGGAAACGCAUGAAUUUAAAGAUGAAGAAGAAACCGUCACAACGAAGAGCAUCCAAAUCACACAAGCAACAGAAACCACCACCACCACCACACGGAAGCGCAGUGGAGCAGCAAGUAACAAGACUCUGGAUCUGGGGGCUGCAGCGCAUUAUACUGGAGACAAGAGUCCAGAGGAAAAGUCGUCUACCAGACAGUCUUCAAGCAGUGGUAUUGCUGACCUGCUAGAGAUUGACCCUUCAAAUCAGAGCGCUACUAAAGGAGAUAGUUCAGACCUCAUUGGUGGCUUUGCAGACUUUUCCUCCCCUGCAGCUUCUGCCAGCCUCCCAACCUCCACAGCUGCUACAUCAUCUAAUGGAAAUGGAGAGUUUGGGGACUGGAGUGCCUUUUCUGGAAAUCCCCCAGAUCCUUCCAGCUCCGGUCCUUCCCAGUCUGUCACUGACGUGUUUGGUAGCACCCAGGCAACCCCCGCCCAAGCUGCUAAGCGCGGCCCUGUUCCUCCGUCGGCUGAGCUCUUUGACCUUAUGGGUGGAAUUAACCAUCAACUAACCAACCCACAUACGACACUCAGUGCCUCUCAGAGCAUGACUUUCUCUCUGGGAGCUGUGGCACCAGGAGCAUCGGUUGCUAUGCCCACCAUGCCUCUUUCUCGAUCACAGCAGAAUUUAGGAGGUAUGACAUCCCAUCAGCCAACGGGACAACAGCAGAAGGUUGGGGUUGGAGGUCAGGGAUCACUAGGGUCAACGUGGUCCGACCCUUCUGUCAACAUUAGCCUGGAUUUUCUGUCAGCGGGCCUCAACCCCACUAAAGCACCACCUACUCUCAACAAUAUCAUCCAACAACAAGGUGUGCCUCCUAUCAACUUGUUGGCCCAGAACUUUGGAGGACUGAACCUCAGCCCCUCACCCAAUGUAACACCCAUAAGACCAUCCAGUUCCAUGUUGGCAGGUAAUUCCAUGACGAUGGGAAUGCCGGCGUCGAUGGCGACGGGCAUGCCUGCUUCCCUGCCUGCAGGUAUGCCCACUUCGAUGGCGACAGGUUUACAGGGUGCAGUUCCUGUAAACCAAGCUCUGAUGGGAAUGAACAUGAGCAUGAAUAUGGGGAUGGCCAGCCCGGUUAUGAUGGGCGGCAUGGCAGGCAUGGGGAUGUCAGGAGUAGGAAUGGGCCUAACUCACUCCAUCACCCCAGCUGUUGUCCAACCCAAGCAAGAUGCCUUCACUAACUUUGGCAAUUUUGGGAAAUGAAAAUUUCCAGCGGUGUUGAUAUCUUCUGUAUGUGUGGAGGGCAUGUUAGACAAUGUGAGAGUGUGAACGAUUAAAGGACUGCUGUACUUGAAGACAACCUUUGCAUGUUUUGCUGUUUGCUGCUCACUUUGGAGAGCUGGCAUCAGUGUAUGUUCACUUUCCCAAUCAUAAUCACGGAGUUAGUGCAGCAACACUAAAGCUCCUCACAAACUGGUUAUCUGUUGUGUGAAAUACUCAGAAGAAGACAGGAGUUCUGGAAAGGCAUUGAGAACGCCUCAAGCCACCAUUUCUAUGUCAGGAAAAUGAACUUUACCCUUAAAUAUUUUGUAGAACAGAAAAAAACUUCCCUGAGUUUAGUUUGUCAAACCGCACAAAUGAUUACGUCGCCACAGUGAAAUCAAACAAAAUAGGACUGCUGCCUUCAUUUUCCAUGUCCUCACUUUUUUUGACCAAAUUCAACCAGAAAAAUGACACAAUUCCAUUCAAACCAUUAUUGACUCCGUUACAAUGUGUAGAUACUGGUCUUUCAGAAAAGGGGUUUAAACACUUCUAGAUAAAUUAACUUUUCCUUUGCCUGUUUUUGUCCAGUUAUAUCAUUUCCCAGAAUGUUCUGUCAAAAAAACACACAAACAAAGACAUUUCAAAUUCAGUAGCUCUUUACAACUAACAACUACUGUUUGAAAAGCUGUCCUCUGCUCUUCAGUGUGAUUGGAUUUACAAGAUUUUUUUCUGGGUUAGUAUUUUAUUCAAAUCACUAUUACCUUGUGUUUCUUUAUUAAAUCUGGGACAAUCAUACCAAUAAAUAAAUGUGACUAGAAAGUGAAGCAAUUCUUCAUUUGUCCAAUGGUUCUGUAAUGGGUUUUAGGCGAAUACACUGCAAAAAUAAAUGCAAAACUGGAGUGUUUUCCUAAAGACGAUGAAAGAAACAGAUACAUUCUCCAUGAAGGAAAACAGCAAUUUCCUUUUUAUGUUUACAGCAGUGAUUUAAAAAAAAACAUCAUUCUUUUAUUUUUACGAGUAAAUGUCUAUUCUGUCUCUAUAGAUUUUAUAACAGUGCUUCCCAAACUCCUUUUUUAAGUCAUUCCUUCCACAUUUGAUAGAUUUGUAGGAAAUAAAAAAGGUUCUGUCCGGAUCCAUUUCAGCUAAGGUUUCUUGUGGGAGCUCCGAGUGAUUUUGAGGUUUCUGGAUGAAGUUUGUGUCUUAAAUGAGUGAGUGUGUGACUUUGUAUAUGGGCAUAGAUUUGUUUUUUGUUUUUUCAGCUUGACGUGCUAACACAGAAAAGUGGAGCCUCUCUUCAUUUUCUGAGGCACUGCUCUUCAAAAGACCAAAUCUUUAUUUUGUUUCCUCUUUGAAAAAACAAUUUCUGCAACUCUUUCUUUAAUAUUUUAUUUAAGGUGAAGAUUUUGUUCAUAUGGGACAAUUACAGCUAAUGUAGUUCACUUAAAUUCUAUUUUAUUUUCUCUUCAGUGGAAAAAGAAUAUUCGAUUGUAAUCUAUAUUUUCUGCUCUUACUUUAACAUGAAAUUAAAUUAUAACAUUCAAAAAUCA